Molecule: messenger RNA, 1131 nt
Organism: Echinostoma caproni
Lineage: Eukaryota; Metazoa; Platyhelminthes; Trematoda; Plagiorchiida; Echinostomatidae
Source: the annotation of a GenBank genome assembly
AUGAAUGCUCCUAGCAGAUCGGAAUACAAUUGUCGGUUGCCGUUGUCCACUUCCAUGCCAGCAUUUUCGAAAUUAAAUCAUCGGCGACGUAUUACUUGUUUCAAUUGUAAUUUACCUUUGGGUUAUAUUCCUCUAAAUGCUGCAUAUCUGGAAGCAGGCCUAAGCAAGUUAUACAAAUUGACAGAAGGAUCUGUACCGACUCCGUGCUCGCAACAGUCCCGCGUCAGAAGUAGCCUGAUGGAGCGAUUUCUCUCGAUGGGUACAGGUUCGAAUGUGAAUAAUGCCGAACGUGUUGAUGUACGACACAGAGUUUCAAAAAGAGUCACUCUACAUAGCAUUCUCAUGCAGGAACGCGUCGAUGAGAAUUUGGAUAAUCGUAUGUUCCUACCUAUUUUUCUUCCGGAUGCUAUCAAUAUACGGGUGGAUCGACGAUGUUCCAUCGCGGAUUUCAAAGAAGAUGAAUACGAUCCGUGUGGUAUCCCGCAUUUCUUCAAAUCAUUUGGGGAUGCAAUUCAAUCCGCGGAUAAUGUGAAUUGCACUGGAUGCGAGACAUGUCUAGGUGUACGAUUUCAUCCGAACUCAACUGAUCAAAAAAUUCUAAUGGGUGGAUGGAGAUCGUCGCGUAUGGCUNCCAUAUUCGACGACGAGAGUGAACACAUGGAUCGAGAAAUGCACCGUGCCAGUGUCACAUUCCACACACAACCUCUAUCUAUGAACACAGUGGAAGAAGACGGCUGGAUCACUCUGUCCCUUGAGCGAGUCCUUAUUGAGCCGUUAUUCGGUUUAGUCGGGCUGGAUCAGUUCUCCAUCCGAUACGAGGGUGGUGAAAUGUCACCAGUUUUCUAUCGAAGUAUUGAAACCAAUCCGUUAUUCUCACAGAACUCCGCUACCUGGAUGUGGCCAGCACGUCGAAGCAAAUCUGAGCGAUUACCGAAUGUGAAGCCCAGUACACAACAAGCCUCCGGUUGGCGAAAAACAUACUACGAUCUCGAACGGCUUGAUAAAUGUGUUCCACACACACUGGGACACGGAAAUCUGGUGGAAGCGACUGUUCGUCGACUCAUUCCUAUCUAUCCAACAGACAAUCAGGAGACUCAAGUAAAAGUUGAAUCCGAAAAUCAGGAAGAUUAG